Messenger RNA from Lycium barbarum (goji berry), 1357 nucleotides. RefSeq names its product transcription factor bHLH47. The record is from RefSeq and is a predicted model, not a curated record. Gene Ontology annotation, molecular function: protein dimerization activity. The transcript is spliced from 5 exons. Lineage: Eukaryota; Viridiplantae; Streptophyta; Magnoliopsida; Solanales; Solanaceae. Bases 188 to 913 code for a protein of 241 amino acids.
UUCCCCAUUUGAUACUCCCAGCCAACACCUGCUCUCCACACGCCCUUUCCCAACUCCAACAUAUAAAAAUAAGUCUUUAACUUCCCUAAUUUCAUUUUUGCGAAUCUCUUUCAUCAUUCCAUCCAUCUUCCACAAGGACAGCCAAUAGCUUUUCACAUCAAACAUACAAGGUGGACUCAAAUUAGAGAUGGAUACAGAAAAUCCUGCUCCAGUAAUUGAAAAGGAUACUACUGAUGUGGAGACAUCAUUAGAUAGCUCUCAUAUCGGCAAGAAGAUUCAGAAGAAAGUUCCAAGAAGAAUUCACAAAGCUGAGAGAGAGAAACUGAAGAGAGAGCAUCUGAAUGAGCUUUUUCUUAGUUUGGCUGAUGCUCUUGAACUAUCUGAGCAGAUGAAUGGAAAAGCCUCUGUAUUGAGUGAAACUGCUCGAUUUGUAAAGGACAUGCUUUCUCAGAUCAAGCAUCUGAGGACAGAAAAUACAACUUUGCUGUCUGAAUCUCAAUACCUGAGUGUGGAGAAAAAGGAGCUUCAGGACGAAAAUUCAGCUCUAGAGGCUGAAAUUAGCAAACUGCAAAGUCAGGUCAAAGCAAGGGAACUUGAGACUAAUCUUGACCUAAAUCUAGCUCCUCCUGAAAUACAGCGCGCAGAGUUUGCAUUACAAAAUAACUAUAUGAGAUUGCCUGCUUCAGAAAACGCAUUUCAGCAGUCGCAAAUCAUGAACCCUUUUUAUGUCUAUCCCUUGAGUUCUAAUCCCCAGGCUUAUCCAGCGCCUCAUGCUGCAGAUUCCGCAGGUGUGCCCACAUCUACUGUGAAGAAACCACAGCCCAGAUAUCCCACACCAACUGAUGUAUGGCCAUCUGAGAUCUUCGAAAAGCAGCCUCGGUUAUUGCUACAGGAGGUUCAAGAUGGUGCAUAACAAUAGUAAUUUAGAAGAAAUGAGGCAUUCAUACAUAGGGAAUGGCAUGUAUAAUUGGGUAAUGUAGAUUUGGACGAUAAGCAGCAGAUUCCGGAAUACUUUGGACUUGCAGCUCUACGUGGUAUAUAACCUUUUGUUAUAUUUUGACCAACAAUAAUCUAGUUGUCUUUCGAGAUAGUAGUUGGGGAGCAACCAUAGAAGUGUUAGAUACAGAAAUGAAUUUAGAUGUUGAACUGUUACAAUGUUCUUGCUGUUGAAGUCAUUUUCAAGCUCUGGGUUUCUAAGGAGGCAAAAUUAGUACUAGUCCAUUCUACUUUGACAAGGCAGGAGACAAAGAAAUGAAUGCCGUAGUGUCAUUAUUGUACGAAUCUUGAGAAACUGACAAAAACAAUCACUCAUGUUUGGAGUAGGUUUAAAAUUGUUGCUUAGAUUUAUUCUUGAGCA